Zea mays is the source of this 1855-nucleotide messenger RNA. Its product is annotated as putative inorganic phosphate transporter 1-13. The coding region runs from base 1 to 1794 and encodes 597 amino acids. The transcript has a single exon. Gene Ontology annotation, cellular component: membrane. Lineage: Eukaryota; Viridiplantae; Streptophyta; Magnoliopsida; Poales; Poaceae. Gene Ontology annotation, molecular function: transmembrane transporter activity. The record is from RefSeq and is a predicted model, not a curated record. Gene Ontology annotation, biological process: transmembrane transport.
AUGGGCCUGUGUAGUGCCGUGCUCGGACAGAAGAGUCAGCCCGUCGGGCGGCACGGCCCGGCCCGAUUAACAGAUCAGGCUCAAUCGGGUCGGGCUCGAUCGGGCCGGGCUCAAACGGGCUCGGGCCGGGCCGGGCCGGGCCGCCCAUUUGGACAUCUAUACCACCGCCUGACUGGCUUGGGCAGCGCCAUGUUCUACCGAAUGCUCGGCGUGGUUACAAUGGCGACGGGCGGCGAGACGCGGCGGGCGCGCAAGCAGAUCACCGUGCUGCAGGCGCUCGACGUGGCCAGGACGCAGGUGUACCACUUCACCACCAUCGUUAUCGCCGGGAUGGGCUUCUUCACCGACGCCUACGACCUCUUCUCCAUCUCCCUCAUCACCGACCUCCUCGGCCGCAUCUACUACGCUGACGGCAAGCUGCCGGAAGACGCCGCUGUUGCGGUAUGUAGCAUUGCGCUGGUGGGCACCGUGCUGGGGCAGGUUUUCUUCGGCUGGCUCGGCGACAGGAUGGGGCGCAAGCGCAUCUACGGCAUCACGCUGAAGCUCAUGGUGCUCUGCUCACUCGCCUCCGGCCUCUCCUUCAGCCGCAAGCCCAAGGACGCGAUCGCGACGCUGUGCUUCUUCCGCUUCUGGCUGGGCGUCGGCAUCGGCGGUGACUACCCGCUCUCCGCCACCAUCAUGUCGGAGUACGCGAACAAGAGGACGCGUGGUGCCUUCAUUGCCGCAGUCUUCGCCAUGCAGGGCCUAGGGAAUCUUGCUGCUGGAACUGUGGUGCUGGCCACCUGUGCUAGGUUCAAAGGCACCAGGGCCUACGAAACGGAUCCGUUUGGGCAGGCAGACUACGUGUGGCGCGUCGUCCUCAUGCUGGGCGCCGUUCCAGCCCUCCUCACGUACUACUGGCGCAUGAGGAUGCCGGAGACAGCGCGCUACACCGCGCUGGUCGCGAAAAACCUGAAGCAGGCGGCGUCCGACAUGACGUCCGUCCUCGAGGUCGAGAUCCCUUCAGAGGGAGAGGAGGUGGAGGCCCUUGCCAUACAAGACGAGUUUGGACUCUUCUCCACGGGAUUCGUUCGCCGCUACGGCCGUGAGCUGCUCAGCACCACCGUAUGCUGGUUAGUUCUCGACGUCGUCUUCUACUCCCUGAAUCUGUUCAUGAAAGACAUCUUCAGCGACAUCGGCUGGUUCGAAGACGCGAGCAGCAAGGGGCCAAUUGAGCAGACAUACGAUAUUGCUCGUACUCAGGUGAUCAUCGUGCUGGCUGGGACCCUCCCCGGGUACUUGUUCACCGUCGUCUUCGUCGACAAGCUCGGCCGCAUCAGGAUACAGAUAGUCGGGUUCACUUUGAUGACUAUACUCAUGCUUGGCCUGGCUGGGCCUUACAAGUUCUGGUGCAGCAGUAAGAGCACGCGGAUUGGCUUCGCCUUCAUGUACGCGUUGAUCUUCUUCUUCGCCAACUUCGGCCCGAACUCGACCACGUUCAUCCUCCCCGCGGAGAUAUUCCCGACGCGGCUGCGGUCGACGUGCCAUGGCAUAUCUGGCGCUGGAGGGAAGAUCGGUGCGAUCGUUGGCGUGCUCUGGUUCCUCCGCUGUCGAACCAGCAUUCAGAACUCGCUCCUCAUGCUCGCUGGUUGUAACCUCGUUGGAGUCAUAUUCACCCUAGCGUUACCGGAGUCUAAAGGCAUGUCGCUCGAGGACGUCACCGGUGAGAUUGGUCAACGGAACGAGGAACUUCCAUUGGAAUCGCCUCAAAUGGUCGAUGGAGCAGACUUCAUCCACAGUGUUGAUUUUUUAUAAGCAUGCAUUGACUCUCUGUAUGUAGAUAUCAGUGGUAUUGCUCGUCACCGCCACGUCGGAG